Trichoderma citrinoviride is the source of this 306-nucleotide messenger RNA. Its product is annotated as Plectin/S10. Gene Ontology annotation, cellular component: cytosolic small ribosomal subunit. The record is from RefSeq and is a predicted model, not a curated record. The transcript has 2 exons. NCBI's taxonomy places the organism in Eukaryota, Fungi, Ascomycota, Sordariomycetes, Hypocreales, Hypocreaceae. The annotation marks the transcript as partial. Gene Ontology annotation, molecular function: RNA binding; structural constituent of ribosome.
AUGUUGAUUCCCAAGGCCGACCGCAAGAAGAUUCACGAGUACCUCUUCCGCGAGGGCGUCCUCGUCGCGCAGAAGGACUUCAACCUCCCCAAGCACCCCGAUAUUGACACCAAGAACCUGUUCGUCAUCAAGGCUGCCCAGUCCCUCAACUCCCGCGGCUAUGUCAAGACUCAGUUCUCUUGGCAAUACUACUACUACACCCUGACCCCCGAGGGUCUCGACUACCUCCGGGAAUGGCUUCACCUGCCCGCCGAGAUCGUUCCUGCUACCCACAUCAAGCAGCAGCGAUCACACGCUCCUCCCCGU